Molecule: messenger RNA, 3335 nt
Organism: Salmo salar (Atlantic salmon)
Lineage: Eukaryota; Metazoa; Chordata; Actinopteri; Salmoniformes; Salmonidae
Product: leucine-rich repeat-containing protein 75B
Source: RefSeq, a predicted model, not a curated record
CGUAAAAGGACAGGCAGGGAAUGACAAGAGCAUCCACCGCCUGACCAAGCUGGCACACGUAGACCAUCAGAGACCAAACAUAAACAGAGCAUUCGUCUGUCCUCGUAAAUGUGUCAUGCGCGCAACAGACAGUUAUUAAAUAUCCGGUAAAUCAGGAAUAUUGUGCUGUUGCUCUCUGUAUUGGAGGUUGCCGUCUGACAACAAUACAGGCUACAUAUACUAUAUGGGCUAUUGAACGGAGCAAUAUUUAUAUUUCUAGAUAUUAAUGUAGUGCAAUUAUGCAAUUGUAAGAUAGGCUACUGUUGAUAUAAAUACUGAAAUAUGGGUUCUAGAUUAAGCAGACAGAGUAGUCUGGACAAUGAGAAUUUUAUGAAAAGGCGUCGCAAGCAUCUUGACAGCACAGGAGAAAGCGACAGAGGUGGAAGUCGAAGCGGCGGCGACUUUCUUUUUACAAUGAUUCUGAAAUCAGACAAACUGCCGGGGAUGCUGCGAAGGUCCAACCACAGUCCCUACGUGAGGCGAGUGGCAUGGAUCCGAGACAUACAGAAGCUGCUCCGUGAUCGCAGGAUUGAUCAGGCAACCGACGUGCUCAAACUAUUGAGGAAGGAUCUGGGCUUGGAAGGCACAUCCCUCAAUGACAUCUUAUAUAAGAAUGCUGCUUUUCUCAACCUGGUGGACCCCAUCUCCCAUGAGUUGUUGCUCAGCCUGGCUCGCGAGAUGCAGUGUCCCAAGAAGAAGGAUGCUGACACCAUCAAGUCAUCAGAUAAGAUCUGCAGACAGCUGAUCUACCACCUGACCCCUCACUCCAAGUGGCUCAGACAGAGCAUGUCCAGACGGAAGUCCCAGGCCUGUCUCAAGACAACCCUGCAGAGAAAAGUAUCCACAGACACAGUUGACUUGUCUGGCAUACCUCUCUCCAGUCGAGAUGUCCGCCACGUGGCGUUCUACCUUCAGAACAGUGGGGAUGCAGUGGUGGCUGUGGAUAUCAGCUUCACUGAGCUCCAAGAUGAGAACCUCCGUGUCCUGCUACCCGUCCUGGGGUCUCUGCCCAAACUCAACACCCUGGCCCUCAACGGCAACCGGCUGACCCUGGCCAUAGUCAAAGACCUGACUGAGAUCCUGAAAGACCCAAAGAAGUUCUCCAGCCUGGCUUGGAUUGAUCUGGGCAACAACUUGGACAUUUUCACCAUGCCCCAGCCCCUGUUAGUGGCCCUGCGACGCCGCUGCAGCCUGAAGAGCAGCUUACCCACCAUCUAUGAGUACACAGAGGGCCAACCCUACUGCUACCACAUGGAAACCUCCAUUGAGGAACCCAGCCACUACGAGGAGGAGGAGGAGGCAGGGGAAGAGGAGGGGGAGGAAGAUGAAGAUGAGCUGGAGCCAUGGGGUAUAGGGGAGAAAAAGAUUUCAAAGGACUUCACCCUACACUACUGUGAGAGGUGAUGAGUUAAAGUCCCCCUGGCUCGGUUCAGCAGUGUUUGAAAGGCCUUCCCACAGCUUCAAGUUCCUACCUUUCCCAUGUUGCCCUUUACACCAUGAGCCCAGUCACCCAUUGUGGCACGAGGGAUGUUUAGCGCCACACAUUCCAGAGACCAUCGUUCCAACACAGCCACCAAAUAAUCUCUCACCAUCUAUGAGUUAACCCACACAAGACCACUGCAGUAACUGAUUAUGUUGGUGACUUACUGUGUUGGUGGAUGGUGCUCCUAGGAACGAGGUGCGGUUUCAUUGGAGGUGGGCUAGAAGAAUUUAGGAAAAGGUGCUCUCUCUCUCGCCCUCUUAAAGUAGCAGCUGUGGAGCAAAUCCCAAGGACUUGGGAUCAGACGGCUUGACGAUGGAGCGGCAUAACGCUGGUGGUCUAAUGAGCUGCUGUUGGUUUGGAAGCAGUAGGUCCCAACCAGGUUCUCUACCAGGACUGUCACUGAGACUAUCCCUGGCAGGCAGGGCCUAGCUCCACAUUGUGUGUUCUCUGUUAAUCUCUCAACAAAGGCUAUGAAACAAGUUCAACAGACUAUACAGCCGACGAACCGUCACGUGAUUCUGGCAAAACUGCUAAGUCAAGACUUUUUGCUUCCCCCCCUUUCGAAAUGGCCACUUGUGAAUACCUACGUAGAUGUAAAUGAUGACACAAAACAGGGCUCUGUUGUAUUUCCACAGGCUAUUUUAGUGCACUGCUGGUGAAUAAAGCCAUCUUAGAAGACAACAGGUAGGACUCAACAAUAGACAGUUGUUUUCACUGAUUGUUUGUGUUUUCACUGAUUGUUUGCUGUUGCCAAAACUCUGAGAUUCACCACUCUAUUUUGCUGUUUUAGUCAUGAUCAUUUUAGAACACAUGUGGGGUGAAUGACAGUACAGCCAAGCCCCAAGGGUGGACCCAUUCAUCUCUUUGUAGUAAGGAAUGUACCAAAUGGAAUCACAUACUGACACCCUUUGUACUAAUAUGUCGUUAUUAACAUUUAUAUGUGCUUAUAUGUUUGUUUAUUGUGGGAGGAACAUGACUGUUACAUAUCAGCUGUAGGCUAUUACCAGGACUGAUAAUCAGCGGGGUGGGCUGAGUAUAGUGCUGGAUAGUGGUGGUCUAUGAAAUAGCACAUAAUAGUUAAGUUGGGUUUACCAACUGCAGCUGAGCUCCAUGCUGUAUUGCACUUUAAGAAAUGUGAGAAAUGGAUUUGACUUCAGAUCCAUUUCAUUCUCUCAUUGAUGCAUAAAGCUGUUUUUGCCAAUUCAUCCUAAUAUCAAUAUUGAUUUUUCACAGCGAUAUUUCAGAAGCUUAACCACACUGACACCAUAAUAUAAAUAAAGGUCAUUCUGAGAACUGUUAUUAAUGGAGUCAAUGGAUUAACAAUAAUUGAAUAACUGGGUGUAAUAUACUUGUAUCAUCUGAUUGAAUAUGUGUGAGGGUGUUUAAUGUGUGUUUGCUGUUGUAUAAUGUCUGAUUACUGUUGUAACUGUUUGUAUUAUUUAUCAUAGUUAUUUCAUUGUGAAAAUGAGCACUCUAACCUCUGCUGGAACAAUUAGGGGACACACAAGGGCAAGGUAUUAAUAAACUAAUGACAUACCGCUAGCAACAAAUGUUCCCCAUUUCACUGACAUUAAAUGUACACUGAAAUGUAGCACAGGAAAUCGCUUUUCAUGUAAAAUAUGUGUAUGUUUAAAAAAUAUCAAAGGCGUUGUAAUGGUUUUAUGGGACUAUGAUAGGAAAAUAUUUUGCUCACACUGUAUAUGUUAGCAUUGUCUGGCAUUGUUAUACUAUUUGUCAACUCUCAGUCAUUGUAUCUGUAUGUGGUGCCAUACUUAGAAUGACAUUUUACUGCCAAUAAAAACAGUGACUCUAA